GUGGCCAUGCCACGCCCCAUUUCCAGUUGAUAAGAUAGUGGAGUCCGGGGCAGAUGAAAUGGAGCGCUACUGAAGGCUCAACUUGCUGCAAGGAGCGAAGUGGCGCCCGAACAGGAAUCUAAAUACCCAGGUGCCAACUGUCAGGCAUCACAAACUCAUCAGUCAGUGGGUAAAUUGGAAAUAUUUCAUUCAAUACGGAGAGUGCAGUAUAUUUCUUAGCAAUGGAGCUCUCUCAACUGGAUGACCAAUACAACUGGCGCAGGUCCAUCUUUGGAAUGCACGAAGAAUCAUUCGGAAAGUCGUGGAGCUACAACUUUCGCAUGCCCAGCGAUCCUGUCCAGCUCUUCCAGUGGAUCAUGUCCUUGGAUCUGCCCAUGCUGGAGGAUGAGACACCGCCGCCGAGCUUUUAUUUUGACUUGCUGGAGACCAAGGAUGUGGAACUCGACCGCAGUGUCCACAGUGGCAAGCUGCUCGUAACCCUCGGUAGUCAGACAACAGAUGGCGAGGAGCCGCAGCUAGAAGUUUCCGAGGAGGAAGUUCCUAAGGAGGAGGAUCUCAAGGCAGAACCAUUGCCUUCUCCUGAUAUCAUGAUGAUAUCAGAACAACCCAAUUCUGAGGAUACAAUACCAUCUGAGUUCGGAGUUACCUUUUGCUCCCUUCCCCUGAUGGUGGAAAUGGGAACUGGAACGGAUGAACCAGAUGUUCCCAGGUUUGUGGAAAGGGGCGCUGGUUCCGAUGAAGAUUUCGCCCCGGAGGCUAUACCAUCGUCCACUGAGGACCCACAUCCACCGAACCCUCGAUCGCUUGGGUUCUUCGUGAAGAACGCGGUCAUCGCGAUCUCUGUGCUUCACACCCUAUAUGUUCUGUCCAAGAUCGCCUUCGGAACCUCCAUUGCCCAGGGUUGGGAGUCGUGGUCCGGGAUCUCUCCUCCGCCGCCGCAGAUCGAGGAGACUUCUGUGCCCACCUGCAUUUGGGAACAUGUGGCCUCCAAGCUGGCGGAGCUGCGAAGUCGAUUCUCCUAAGUCCGCUCCUGGAAUCGCCGAUGCUAUUUAUAAACCCAACUAUUUUUACCCCUCCAGAGGCAGAGCUAUGGAUCCAUUACAUUUACAGUUCCCAGUUCCAGUCGAUUCCGUUGCCUCUAUCUGUUGUUGUUUUUCUCAUUAUUGGAUGUUACUCGUAAUCUCCAGCGGAGUGCCCGAAAAUACGGAUUGCGGAUCGCUGUUGUUGUGUACUCAAGACGACAGCAACAGCGACAAGCGAUAAGCCUCGGGACCUACACGAAUCUCGGUCAAUAGCUCACCGAUCCGAUCCAUAGCCAAAUAAAUA
Messenger RNA from Drosophila takahashii, 1326 nucleotides. RefSeq lists its product as uncharacterized. The record is from RefSeq and is a predicted model, not a curated record. Lineage: Eukaryota; Metazoa; Arthropoda; Insecta; Diptera; Drosophilidae.